Messenger RNA from Myripristis murdjan (pinecone soldierfish), 3013 nucleotides. RefSeq names its product choline dehydrogenase (gene chdh). The transcript is spliced from 10 exons. Lineage: Eukaryota; Metazoa; Chordata; Actinopteri; Holocentriformes; Holocentridae. Gene Ontology annotation, molecular function: choline dehydrogenase activity; flavin adenine dinucleotide binding. Gene Ontology annotation, cellular component: mitochondrial inner membrane. The record is from RefSeq and is a predicted model, not a curated record. Bases 106 to 2007 code for a protein of 633 amino acids.
CCCAUGUCCGCCCCUCCGUCCCUCCCUCCGUGUGUCGGCUUGGUCUGGUCAGCAGAGCCACGUGACAUCUGACCAGUUAAAGAAGAAAAGCCGUCCAGAGCCAGGAUGUUGUCUUUGGGAGUGUUAGGCCGAGCUGGAGCUCGACUUGGGGUGAGCAGGACCUGGGGGAGGAUCGAGGAGGAGGGCAGGUGUUUGCCAGCCUGUUUAGCGGCCUAUCACACGGUCCCAAGGACAAGAAACUCUGUCCACACCCCGUCCUUUUCCCCUGCCAGAUGUGUCAGCACCACAGCUGCCUGUAGGAGCACUUCAUCAUCACCUGUGGCCAAUCAGAAAACACCGUCCUACAGCUACGUCAUCGUGGGUGCAGGGUCAGCGGGCUGUGUCCUGGCCAAUCGUCUCUCAGAGGAUGCCCAGGAGUCUGUGCUGCUGCUGGAGGCGGGGCCCAAGGACAUGUUGCUAAGCAGCGUGCGACUGUCUUGGAAGAUCCACAUGCCGGCCGCAUUAACCUACAACCUCUGCGAUGACAAGUAUAACUGGUACUACCACACCUUACCUCAGGCCAGCAUGGACAACCGGGUCAUGUACUGGCCAAGGGGCCGGGUGUGGGGCGGGUCGUCUUCGCUCAACGCCAUGGUGUACAUCCGCGGGCACGCCGAAGACUACAACCGCUGGCAGAGAGAGGGGGCCGAGGGCUGGGACUACGAACACUGCCUUCCUUACUUCAGGAAAGCUCAGACUCAUGAGCUGGGAGAAGACAGGUACCGAGGGGGCAGCGGACCUCUGCAUGUGUCCAGGGGAAAGACCAACAACCCCCUCCACACGGCUUUUAUUGAGGCCGGCCAGCAGGCAGGAUACCCCUUCACUGAUGACAUGAAUGGAUUCCAGCAGGAAGGCCUGGGGUGGAUGGACAUGACGAUUUAUAAAGGAAAGAGGUGGAGCACGGCCAGCGCCUACUUGAGACCGAUCCUGGGCCGACCCAACCUUAAGGCUGAGGUGGGCUGCUUGACCACCAAGAUCCUGUUUGAAGGGAACCGAGCUGUGGGCGUCGAAUACACACAGAAAGGACAGAAGAAACGGGUGUUUGCGGAUAAAGAGGUGAUACUGAGCGGAGGGGCCAUCAACUCCCCUCAGCUUCUGAUGCUGUCUGGGGUGGGAAACGCCGACGACCUCAAACAGCUUGGCAUCCCCGUGGUCCAACACUUGCCAGGCGUGGGCAGUAACCUGCAGGAUCACCUGGAGCUGUACGUCCAGCAGCAGUGCACUCAGCCCAUCACGCUUUACAAAGCCCAGAAACCUUUCCACAUGGUCAAGAUAGGCCUGGAGUGGUUGACCCUGUUCACUGGUUACGGAGCGACAGCCCACCUAGAGAGUGGAGGGUUCAUCCGAAGCCGGCCGGGCGUCACACACCCUGAUGUCCAGUUCCACUUCCUGCCCUCGCAGGUCAUCGACCAUGGACGAGUUCCUUCCAAGAUAGAGGCCUACCAGGUUCAUGUUGGACCAAUGAGGAGCACCAGUAUUGGCUGGAUGAAGCUGAAGAGUGCCAACCCUCUGGAUCACCCGAUUCUCCAGCCCAACUACCUCUCCACUGACAUUGAUGUGUGGGAGUUCAGAGAGUGUGUCAAACUCUCCAGAGAGAUCUUUGCCCAGAAGGCCUUUGACCCCUUCCGCGGUCCCGAGGUCCAGCCCGGUCCACGUGUCCAGUCUGACGCUGAAAUCGACGCCUUCGUCCGUCAGAAGGCAGACAGCGCCUACCAUCCGUCCUGCACCUGCAAGAUGGGCUCGCCCUCCGACCCCAUGGCGGUUGUCGACUCGAACACGCGCGUUCUGGGUCUCGAGCGGCUCCGGGUGGUCGACGCCUCUAUCAUGCCCAGCGUUGUCAGCGGCAACCUGAACGCUCCCACCAUCAUGAUAGCUGAGAAGGCCGCUGACAUCAUCAGAGGUCGGCCAGCUCUCGUCGACCCGGGCGUUCCGGUGUACCAGCCCCCGACGCUCGACACACAGAGAUGAGAGGGGGAGGAGCUAGAAGACAGGAGGUAAAAGCUGCACCGUCAGCCAUAUUGGUGAAGGGUUCGUGUGCCUAGAGGUUAUUUGAGGGGGAAACUAAAGAAGAUUGUAUGCUCCUUGCUUGCACCAAUUGUCAUACAUGUCUGCCGUAAUGGAGAUCCACAGCUUUUGGGCAACAGUGGCUGAGAACAGCUGACUUUUUUUCCUAAUUAUUUAGUGGGCAUGGUUAAUUUCUCUACUGAUCAUUUUGCCAAUAAUCAAUCGAACAGACUUCUAGAUAAUGUCAGCCUUUCAGCUCGCUCACCUUAGUGUAUCCUGAGUAACAUGGUUUGAUGUAUGGCUAUUUUAUUAUCACCAGCUGUUAUCAAAGAGUCGAGUCGGUGAUUCUGGAGAAAGAUUGUCGAUAAUUGAAAUCACCAGCCAAAUUUAACAUCCAUUUAACUGCCCUGUCUCCCCUCGCCCCCUGCCUCCCCCUGUCCUGUGAAGAAACCAGUCAUACCUUAUAAGACAAUUCAUUUUUACUUUAACAUCACUGAACUGACAUACGUUUUUUUUUGUCUGAUUGUUAUAUAUCAAUCAUCAAUCAUCAACAUUAUGAACGCCAGAUAUUAUUAGAUGUUAUGAAAAUACAUCAGAAAAGUCCAGUUUUCCUACGAUUGCCUUUGCUGAAUCUGGACAAAGAACCAACAUGCUUGAGCGUUUUAGCGUCUGUGAGCCUCCAGAUUUGCUGAGAGAGAGAGAGAGCGCCCUGUAAAAUAAACAAGCUCAUUUCUAAAUCUCUUACAAAAAAAAAAAAAAAAAUGAAGCUCUGCUCCUUCUAUGGAUUCUGUUACCUUUUUCUGAAUAAGUAUGAGUACAUGUCAGAUUAGACAUCAUGAUGGAUUACAUUAAUUUUGAGUGAGGCUCUAAUUUCACCUCACAAUGGCAAAGUCAUACUUUUUUAAAAAAACAAAAAAAAAAAAACAAUGCUGAGCUUUAAAAGAUGUCUUUGUUGUGGUUGCAAUAAGGA